This is a messenger RNA of Carassius carassius (crucian carp), 6206 nucleotides long. Its product is annotated as phospholipid-transporting ATPase ID-like. The record is from RefSeq and is a predicted model, not a curated record. The coding region runs from base 488 to 4543 and encodes 1351 amino acids. Gene Ontology annotation, molecular function: ATPase-coupled intramembrane lipid carrier activity; ATP hydrolysis activity; ATP binding. Gene Ontology annotation, biological process: Golgi organization; phospholipid translocation. Gene Ontology annotation, cellular component: plasma membrane. The transcript is spliced from 28 exons. NCBI's taxonomy places the organism in Eukaryota, Metazoa, Chordata, Actinopteri, Cypriniformes, Cyprinidae.
GCGCUGCUCAGUGUUUUGACAGUGUUAAUGUAACAUGUCGUCUUCAGCCUGGUCAAAAUCGUUAUUUUAGUUGAAUGUCAAUUAAUGGUUGCUUAUAUAUAAGUUUAAAGCCAUAUUUAUUUAUUGGACUUAAAUACUUAGUCAAGAACAAACAUUUUGCAUGAAUAUCUGGAACGCAGAAUGUUUCUUCAGUUGACAUGGAUGUGCAAAGACAGUGGUGUUGUAUAGUGUAAAAUACUCGCGCUGCGUAAAAACAUUUGAGAACUAGUUUAGUGAAAGUGUAAUCGAAUCACACUGAAUGACCUCAACGACUCUGCGGCAAAUCAAAACUGAGAGGGAGUGAAGUGUAUUUUACCGCCGCGUGUGUAAUCUGAUGUCUUCCACGCAGCGCUUCGUCAUCCGGCGCCAGUCUGCCGCUGCAGCGCGCGUGUUUCUCCGUCGCUCCGCCGCUGUCAUGUCCGACUGCUGUGUGCGCAGAGCUGUGUAAAUGAAACGACGGUGGGACAACAUGACUAUCCCGAAAGAAAUCCCAGAGAAGUGGUUUCCAAUCAUCCUCCCUCUAAAAAGGAAGAAAGAGGGAUUAAGCAACGCAACAAAAAUAAGAAAAGGAGCAGAGGAGGAAAGGAGAGUUCGAGCCAACGAUAGAGAGUACAAUGAGAAGUUCCAGUAUGCUAGCAACUGCAUCAUGACCUCAAAGUACAACAUCAUUACCUUUCUUGCAGUCAACCUGUUUGAGCAGUUCCAGGAAGUUGCCAAUACCUACUUCCUGUUUCUACUCAUACUGCAGUUGAUUCCACAGAUUUCCUCAUUAUCCUGGUUCACCACCAUUGUGCCUUUAGUGCUGGUGCUGAGCAUCACUGCAGUCAAAGAUGCCACCGAUGACUAUUUUCGUCACAAGAGCGACAACCAGGUGAAUAACCGUCAGUCUCAGGUCCUCAUCGGUGGCAUUCUUCAGAAGGAGAAAUGGAUGAAUGUCAGAGUGGGUGACAUCAUCAAACUGGAGAACAAUCAGUUUGUGGCAGCUGACCUGCUCCUGUUGUCCAGCAGUGAACCACACAGCCUCUGCUACAUUGAAACUGCAGAACUGGAUGGCGAGACGAACAUGAAGGUGCGUCAGUCUCUGUCUGUUACCUCAGAGCUGGGAGAUCCUAAUAACCUGGCCCAGUUUGAUGGAGAAGUGUUGUGUGAGCCUCCCAACAACAAGCUUGACCGUUUCGGCGGGACUCUGUAUUGGAAAGACUGCAAAUACCCCCUCAGCAACCAGAACAUGCUACUUCGCGGCUGCGUACUGCGCAACACAGAGAGCUGCUAUGGCCUUGUUAUUUUCGCAGGUCCUGACACCAAACUGAUGCAGAACAGCGGCCGGACUAAGUUCAAGCGCACCAGUAUAGACAGACUGAUGAAUACACUGGUGCUGUGGAUUUUUGGGUUCCUGGUGUGUAUGGGAGUGAUCUUGGCCAUAGGAAAUGCAGUUUGGGAAAAAGAAGUGGGUGCUUUGUUUCAGAGCUUUCUUCCUUGGGACCAUCCAGUAGACAACUUCCUGUUUUCUGCCUUCCUGUCUUUCUGGUCCUAUGUCAUCAUCCUCAACACAGUCGUGCCCAUCUCCCUCUAUGUCAGUGUGGAGGUGAUUCGUCUGGGUCACAGUUAUUUCAUUAAUUGGGACCGGCGGAUGUUCUGCAGCCGUAGUAACACAGCAGCAGAGACCCGGACCACCACACUCAAUGAAGAGCUGGGACAGGUGGAGUACAUCUUCAGUGACAAGACAGGAACCCUCACCCAGAACAUCAUGACCUUCAACAAGUGCUCCAUCAACGGUCACACAUAUGGUGAGGUGAUGAACAUUCUGGAAGCUCAGCAGAAGAGGGUCCAGCCCCUGGACUUCAGUGCGUGGAACGCCUUAGCAGACCGGGACUUCUGUUUCUACGACCAGUCUCUGUUAGAGGCGGUGAUGGUGGGAGAACCAGCAGUGCAUGAAUUCUUCCGGGUCUUAUCUCUCUGCCACACGGUCAUGAGCGAUGAGAAGAGCGAGGGAGAGCUGCUGUAUAAGGCUCAGUCUCCAGAUGAGGGGGCGUUAGUAACAGCUGCACGCAACUUUGGCUUUGUGUUUCGCUCUCGCACACCUGGCACAGUCACCACACAAGAGCUCGGCAAAGCCGUCACAUACACGCUCCUCGCCAUCCUGGACUUCAAUAACAUCCGCAAAAGAAUGUCUGUCAUAGUGAGGAAUCCAGAGGGCCGUAUUCGUCUGUACUGUAAGGGCGCAGACACUGUCCUUUUCGAGAGGCUUCACUCUUGCAACCAAGAACUAAUGAAUAUCACUUCAGACCAUCUCAACGAGUAUGCAGGUGAUGGCUUACGGACGCUCGCAGUGGCCUAUCGGGAUCUGUCCGAGGAGCAGUGGGAGGAGUGGUCGGAUCGUUUCCGUGGCGCUGAUAAAGCCACAGACUGCAGAGACGACCGACUGGCUGCAGCCUAUGAGGAGAUCGAACAGGACAUGAAGUUGUUGGGGGCCACGGCUAUAGAAGAUAAACUGCAAGAGGGGGUUCCUGAGACUAUUGCUAUUCUCUCACUAGCUAACAUCAAGAUCUGGGUGCUCACUGGAGACAAACAGGAGACUGCGGUGAAUAUUGGUUAUUCGUGUAAAAUGCUGACAGAUGACAUGACGGAGAUCUUCUUUGUUAACGGACACACUGUCCAAAGCGUACGUGAAGAACUGAGGAAAGCAAGAGAGCGAAUGCUGGAGUCCACGCGCACCAGAGAUGGAGGGAAGGAAGCUGAAGCUCAGGGAUGGGCUGGUGCUUGUGCCUUUGGAAACGGAUGUGGAGGUGGCGGAGCUGCUAACUGGAUGCCUGAUGAGAGGAAAUGUCCCCCUUCCCAGGCUCCGCGCCCCUCUUUAUUGGAGUCGAUCAGCGGAGAGUUCGCCCUCAUCAUCAGCGGACACAGCUUGGCUCAUGCUUUGGAAGCGGAUAUGGAGCGUGAGUUUUUGGAGACGGCGUGUGCUUGUCGAGCAGUGAUCUGCUGCAGAGUGACUCCUCUUCAGAAAGCUCUGGUGGUGGAGCUGGUUAAACGGCAUAAGAAAGCUGUCACACUCGCAAUCGGAGAUGGAGCCAAUGACGUCAGCAUGAUAAAGACGGCUCACAUUGGCGUAGGCAUCAGCGGUCAGGAGGGGAUCCAGGCUGUGCUGGCAUCAGAUUACUCUUUUUCCCAGUUUCGCUUCCUGCAGCGUCUUUUGCUGGUGCACGGACGCUGGUCCUAUCUGCGCAUGUGCCGUUUUCUCUGUUACUUCUUCUACAAAAACUUUGCCUUCACUAUGGUGCACUUCUGGUUCGGGUUCUUCUGUGGAUUCUCAGCGCAGACUGUCUAUGACCAGUACUUCAUCACCCUUUACAAUAUCGUAUACACAUCCCUGCCUGUGUUGGCCAUGGGCAUCUUCGAUCAGGAUGUUCCUGAACAGAGGAGUCUGGAGUAUCCGAAGCUGUAUGAGCCGGGUCAGCUAAACUUGCUGUUUAACAAGCGAGAGUUCUUCAUCUGCAUCGCACAGGGAAUCUACACGUCUGUGGUUCUCUUCUUCAUUCCCUACGGCGUUCUCUCUCACGCCACGCAGAGCAACGGAGUCCCGCUGGCAGACUAUCAAACCUUUGCAGUAACAACAGCAACGGCCCUUGUCAUCGUUGUCAGCGUCCAAAUUGCUCUGGACACGGGUUAUUGGACGGCUAUAAAUCACUUCUUUAUAUGGGGCUCUUUGGGUACCUACUUCACUAUCCUCUUCACUAUGCACUCCAGCAUUCUGUUCAAUAUCUUCCCCAAGCAGUUCCAUUUCCUUGGAAGUGCUCAUAACACACUCGGGCAGCCAGUGGUGUGGUUAACUAUUGCUCUGGCUACCGUCAUCUGCAUUGCUCCAGUCCUUGCUUUCCGCUUUCUCAAAUUGGACCUUAAACCUCAGCUCUCAGACACUGUGCGCUACACUCAACUUGUGCUGCAGAAAAAGCGGAAGCCUGGUGGGCGUGCUGGGCGUGGAGUGGGCGGUGCUGGUGUAGCCAGUGGCAGUGCUCUUGGCCGCUUGGGACGAGGUGGAUCUCGGCGCUCUGGUUAUGCAUUUGCCCAUCAGGAGGGCUUUGGCGAGCUGAUCACAUCGGGAAAAAAUAUGCGCCUGAGCUCGCUUGGUCUCGCCUCAUUCGCUUCUCGCCACAGCAGCAGUUGGAUCGAUACCCUUCGCAGGAAAAAACACGCAAACAGCACUGGUGCGCAAAACACCCCGCCCAAUGGAGAAGACAGCGCCACCUCUUCUCAAGCUCCACCCCUUUCCACAUCUUCCUUAGCAGCAGGCGAGGCAGAGCAAAAGAGUAAUGAAGCCAUCCUCGCUCACAGCCCUGAUGAUAUCGCUCUCAGUGUUAUUAGGUGUCCAGAAAGAGAGGUUGGAGAAUGUAGUACAGCGACUGUGCAGGAAGCACCGUUUGUGUGGAAGGGAACCGGAGCUCGUAUCAGUGGUGCCAACAGUCCUGGUCCACCUCCCAUUGCAGAAGAAACUUCCAGUGGCGAGUGAUGAAUAGAUGGGCCAACUGGAAUCCUUCAUGUGAACACUCACACCUUCUGACAUGUGCUCAUGUUUCUGUCUGAGGACAUGGGCAGUGAUAACAGCGCCCCAGACAGUUUGGGAGUAAAGACAUGCUUGAAUUAAAACACAUGGAAAUGGAUGCAGAUUCAACCUGUGCAUACAAACAGCAAAAUACCGUACAUUUCCUGUCUUGUGCUCAUUUCUCAGAUUUCCUGUCAGCGAGAAGGACAAAUCUGCUGUUAUUUGAGCUGCUUAUGACUGUGUUUUCCAUUCUAGCUAAGUUAUCAGACAACAGACCACUAAAAAACAUUGCCAAGGCUGAUAUUACUACACACCUGACUAUCCAAAUAGCUGAUGUUAAUUGUUCUCAUAUGCUAAAUUACAUUUUAUGUUAAAUUAGAUUCAUUCAUUUUUAAUCUGGAGACAAAAAAAAUCCAAAAUGUAUACAUUAAAGCAUUUCUCAUCUCUCAUAUUUAACUAGAAAUAUGUCAGUGGAUAACAUGACAAAUUAAUACCUUGCACAUGUAACAGUUCUACAGGUAUUACCAAUAACUAAAUGACCUGAAGUAUCAGCCUCAGCUAUAUCAGGUUUUAUGUUUUUCUAUUCAAAUUGGGUAGUUCUGAAUCUUUUCUUGUUCAUUUGAAAUCUCAGUCAGAUCAAGGAUUGUCUCUAUCUCUAUAUAUUAAGAGCAGCUUAUCUUUUCUUCUGUUUCUUCUGACUUUCUUGUGGUCUCAUACUGUUUUGACCAUUUUGUCAGCAUAUUGUUUUGCUGACUCAAUUACUUCAGCUUUUUUGUCCGUUUGUUGCUCCGAGGUUAAUAAUGCUACUUGGGUUCAAGCAAGUAUACUUAUGUACUUUUAGAAAAGGCUAGAGAUUUUCUGUUUUUCCCCACUGCUGAAAAUAGCACUAAGAUGUAUGUGGUUCUGUGAUAAAACACUAGUUCUCAGCGAGAACGUGACCCUGCUGGAUGAACCCGUUGUUCCUCAUCCAUUUCUUUGCACCAUAUUGGUGCUCUAACCCUGACUGCUUGGACAUGAAAUGGACAUUAAGUCCAAUUCGGCCUCAAACUCUUGUGGGUUUAGGUAUUUGCAUUAAUCCAGUGAACUGUAAUAAAUGUGUUGGACUUUUUUUAUUUAUUUUUUAAGUUGGAUUAAAAUAAUUAACAUCAGAGUUACCAAAUGGAUUCCACCUUGACCAUCAUGGUCUAAAUGUGGCCUUCACCAGUGUUUUAGGUAAAAGGUGGAACCGUAAACACGGUGAUCUGUUUGUUGUUGUAAAUGGGGGAGACAGACCAAGAAAGUUGAUAAAGAUGUGUGAGAAGUUCCUGCGCACCAUACUUUUCCUGUUUCCUGUGUAAGUAAGGCCAAGCUCUCAUAAUGUUAAAUAGGUAACAGUUAUAUGCCUUAAAAGCUAACUUUGUGAAUGUUAUUUUUUUUUAAUGUGCAUCUCUUUCCAUCCACACAUAAAAGUAUUUACAUAUAUUGCAGUAAGAGGAUAAAGGUCAUUUUAUGGAUAGUAUGUUUCAGUGUCUGUUAGCCAAAUCUACAUGAUCUGUGAAGUAAACAUUGUGACCCUACUGUUGUGAAUGGGCCUGGUGAAAAUUAAAAAAAUAUAUAUGAUUAAAUGAUUUUAAUUAAGCUAAAAAAAAAA